GAUCACUUUUACCUACACCGACGACUAUGGCGAAGUCUGUCUUGCCUGAUCAUCGGUCUCCUUGAAGAGACAGUUUACCUUAUCCGAUCUAUUACAGCUCUUUCUGCUGGUGAUCUCCAGACUUCUUCACAAAAACUCUUUUUUUCAGAACCCAAUGUUAACUGGUGGUUAAAAGGUGGCAUUCGCGAUGGCUUUUACUGCCGCCUACUUGCUUGCCUGCAUUCGAAUUGUGGGUCGGAAUCCGACAGGACAACCUCUUCCAACCCCAGUACCUCCAUAGGGAUCUUUGAAUCAAGUGAACAGAAUAAAGAUAGACGAGCUAGAUGCGAGACUACGCCAGUGCUUGAGCCUGAAAGUAUUGUCAAAGAAUCCGUAAUUUUCUUCAUAAGUUUGGGCGCCUUUCUUGUUGGGCUUGAUAACAGGGCAUAUAUUGGCAGUCUGGUCCGUUUUAAUCAUGCUUCACCUCACAUGCCCACAGAAGCCUCAGUCCAGACUAUAGACUAUACUAAAGCCUUGAAUCGUGUUGUUUGGCAGCACACUUACUCGGUUUGGCCAGUACUCCUCUAUACCGUCCAUCAAGUCAACCUUCUGCUCACUCAGCUGGAGACACUGCUUUCACAGGAAGGGGCAAUGACCUUUGAUCAGCAAGAAUUGGCACAAAUGGCCAGUGUUCCGCGCACUAAUCGGCGCCUAUCACGCAAGCGUCAACUUUUGGAGUUACACUUGCCAGCCAGUUGUGCUCGUCUCCUCCUCGUCAUGGAAUUCACCACAGUUUCUCUUAAGGCUAACCUUGAACUUCCUCAUUGCCUGCUGUUGGCCGAGCGCUGCUGGUUGAUUUGUUUGCGUUGUCUUCAUCUCUUUGGCUCAGCUCAUCACAGUCUUCUAAUGACCGGUCAUCCACUUGCCCCUCAACAAGUUGGCCUUGGGGCUCGUGAGUUUGCUACUGUCUCAGCAAGAGCGGCCUGUGAUUCAGUCUGUCUGGCUCAGAUUAUCCACUCUCGUCUACUAGUAUCACUUCUUCGCUUACUUGGUGCUGCUACAGCUGUCUGUCCACAAGACAUCGGCACUAUAAGGCAUUCAUGCCAGCCGAAAUUUGAUUAA
This is a messenger RNA of Protopolystoma xenopodis, 1101 nucleotides long. Lineage: Eukaryota; Metazoa; Platyhelminthes; Monogenea; Polystomatidea; Polystomatidae. The record is from the annotation of a GenBank genome assembly.